AUGGCCAGUAAAAUACAGUUGCUGCUGACUAGUUACCUGGAUAUACUAAGCAAGAAAGAUCUCGAAGAGUUUCUGCUUCAAUUGAUGGAUAAAGAAUAUGAAGGACAUUCAAGCAAAAUGACACCUUUUCAACUAGAGAAGGCAAAUGGCAUGAAAAUAGCCUCAUUCCUGGUGGCUCAGUAUGGGGAGCAAAAAGCCUGGGAGUUGGCAAUCCUUACAUGGGAAAAGAUGGGACUGAAAGAGCUGAGUGCCCUAGCCAAAGAACAGUCUAACUUCAGAUCCUGGACUUGUUCCCCAAGUAAACCCAACCUUGAUUCACCAAAUUGGCCCACCCCCUCAAGUGUGGUUGGGUUCUGGGACUCUAAAACCUCGAAGAAUUUUCAGACCUCAAAUGAAAGGAAUUUAAAAUGCCAGACUGAAAAAUAUGUACAUACCUGGAAAGUGAGCUUUACUCCACAUUCCGGUAGUUUUCAAAGUAUUACGAACUCUCCAGACCACGAAUCUCCAAACCAGGAGUCACCUAAUGCCCCCACAUCCACUGAUGUGCUCAGAGUCUGGGAACCUCAAUUUAAUCUCAGGUCAGAGUCCAGAAAUCAAGAAGUUCCUGAUAUUGAGCAGUCUGUGAUGAAAACAUCUGGAAACUGCUGCACAGGAAUUAAAAAAGGAUACCAAAGUCAAAUAACAGAGAUAUUCUGUCCCACACAACCUUGGAAGAAUGAGAGUGUAUACCAAAACUUCACACAUCUGAUACUUCUACACAGAUCAGCCCCCCGAUGCUAUGAAUCCCUAGCCAAUAAAAACUGGCAUCAUCGAAUGAUGGAGGAUCCAGGACAUUUUAUUGAAGUCAGAGAUUUAUUUGUCCCACACCUGGCUACCCAGGAAGGGGCUCACAUCGUUGUUCUGCAUGGAAAUGCUGGGAUUGGGAAGUCUACAUUGGUCAGGCAAGUGAGAAAAGCCUGGGAAGAAGGCCAGCUAUUUAGAGACUAUUUUCAACAUGUCUUCUACUUCAAUUGCAGAGACCUUGCCCAGUAUAAGAAAAUGAGUCUUGCUGAGCUCAUGGCUAAAGACUGGCCUUCCCCUGAGACUAUCAUUGGGCAAAUCAUUUCUCAACCAAAAAAGCUGCUCUUCAUCUUUGAUGGUUUGGGUGAACCAAGAUGGGUACUAAAGAAGAAGAAUUCUGACCUCUGUGUGCACUGGAGUCAACAACAGUCAUUAAAAGCUCUGCUAAGUAGUCUGCUGGAGAAAACAAUACUUCCUGAAGCAUCCUUGCUUAUCACAACUAGGACCACUAAUCUGUGGAAGCUCAUUCCUUCUUUAAAGCAGUCACGUUGGGUGGAGAUCCUGGGGUUCUCUGAGUCAGGAAGGAAAGACUAUUUCUACAAAUUUUUCACAGAUGAAAGCCAAGCAAGUAGAGUCUUUAAUUUAGUUGAAUCAAACAAAGCACUCUGGACCAUGUGUCUCAUACCCUGGGUGUCCUGGCUGGUCUGUACUUGCCUGAAACAGCAAAUGGAGCAGGGGCAAGAGCUUUCACUGACAUGCCAGACUACCACAUCCCUCUGUCUUCAGUACCUUUCCCAGGCUUUGCCUGCUCAGUCACUUGGCAUGCAGCUGGGGGGCUUGUGCUCUCUGGCUGCUGAGUGUACGUGGAAAGGAAAUACACUAUUUAGUCUUGAGGAUCUCAAGAAACACAAGUUAGAUGAGUUAUUUAUCUCAACUCUCUUACAUGUUUCUAUUAUUGAAAAACAUCCUAUCUCUCUGAAGUACAACUUUAUUCAGCCAUGUUUCCAGGAGUUCUUUUCAGCCAUGUCCUGUAUUUUUGGAAGUAAUUCUCCCAAUGCUAAUAGUGUGAAAAACUUUCAAGGGAUAUUUUAUUGGCCUGAUUCUGGAAAAGCAAACACACAUUUCCUGUUUGGUCUUUUGAGUGAGCAGGGACUGAGAGAGAUGGAGAGAGUUUUUAACCACACUCCAUCUCGGGAAAAGAAGUGGGAGCUACUAAGCUGGGCCCAGAAGGAGUUUCAAAACAAUCAUUCCUCUGUGCAGUCAAACUUGCAAUUAUUCCACUGUUUAUAUGAGAUUCAGGAUCAGGAUUUCUUGUUACUAGCAAUGGCCUAUUUCCAAGGAACAAGAAUAUUUAUUCAAACCAACAUGGAGUUUCUGGUGUUUACUUUCUGCAUUAAAUUCUGCCCCCACUUGAAGAGACUUCAACUAAAUGAAAGUGGACAGCAUGGUCAGGAGUGGAGUCCACUCAAUGUAGUUGUGUUUACCAGAUUCUCAAUCACAGACACCUGCUGGCAGUUUCUCUUCUCUGUUCUUGGGAUCUCUGAAAGCCUAAAGGAGCUGGAUUUAAGUGGAAACUUCCUGAGUGACAAUGCAGUAGAGCAUCUUUUUGAGGCCCUAAAAUACCCUGACUGCCACCUGGAGAUCCUGCGGCUGGUCAAUUGUAGUCUCACAUCUAGCUGUUGCCAGAGCUUGGCAUCUAUGCUUAGUGUUAACACUAGCCUGACAGAACUGGAUCUACAACAGAAUGACCUCGGUAACCUCGGUGUGAACCUGCUCUGUGAAGGUCUCAGGCAUCCUUCCUGCCAACUCAGGCUCCUGAGGCUAGAACAGACCCAGCUGAGUGAGGAUGUGAAGGAGAUGCUGAGAAACCUGAAGGAGGAGAAGCCUCAAUUGAUCAUAGCUGGCAUCUGGAAACCAAUUGAGAUGAAGCCUAAUGAGAGCACCAGAGAAGGAAACAUGAGUGAUUAUGCAUUCAAACGGAAGAGAUCAGAAUCAGAGGGAAGUUCACCUCAAAUAGCACCAGUGAAUACCCUCUGUCUAUCCUCUCCUUACUCUUCUGAAGAGCUGCACAUAGAGAUUAUGGGAACUAGAGAUUACUUCUGGGGCCCCACGGGUCCUAUGACUAUUGAAGUGCUUAACAAAGAAAGAAACCUAUACCGAGUUCAUCUCCCAAAAGCUGGAUCCUACUACUGGCCCAACACAGGUCUCCACUUUGUAGUCAGAAGGCCAGUGACUGUUGAGAUUGAAUCCCUUGCCUGGGACCAGUUUCUGAGCAGAAUUGUUCAAGAGCACAGCUGGAUGAUUGUUGGGCCUCUGUUUGGUAUCAAGACUGAGCCAGGAGCCGUAAAGGCUGUAUAUCUCCCUCAUUUUGUAGCUUUUCAAGAGGGUCCUGUUGAUAUUUCACAGUUCUAUGUGGCUCACUUCAAAGAUGAGGGGAUGGUACUGGAGAAGCCAGACAGGGUGGAGCCAGGCUAUACUGUCCUGGAAAAUCCCAGCUUUUCCCCCUUGGGAGUUGUACUGAGAAUGAUCCAUACUACCCUGAGCUUCAUUCCUAUUACUUCAAGUGUGUUGCUUUACUAUCAUCUGCAACCUGAAGAAGUUAUCUUCCACCUCUACCUGAUUCCAAGUGACUGCUCCAUUCAGAAGGCAAUAGAUGAUGAAGAAAAAAAAUUUCAGUUUGUGAGAAUCCACAAGCCACCACCAUUGACCUCACUUUACCUGGGCUCUCGCUAUACUGUGUCUGGUUCAAAGAAAAUGGAAGUAAUUCCCCAGGAACUGGAGCUCUGCUACCGAAGCCCUAAUCAAUCCCAGCUCUUUUCUGAGAUCUAUGUUGGACGCAUGAAGUCAGAGAUAAGGAUACAUAUAAAAAACAAAAAAGAUGAAAUUAUUGUAUGGGAGGCUUUGGUGAAACCAGGGGAUCUCAGACCUGAAGCCCCGAGUGUCACUCCAGUCCCAAUUGCAAUUUCAUUGUUACCCCUAGAUGUCCCAACUUUACUGCACUUUGUGGACCAAUGUCGAGAACAAUUGGUGACUCGGGUGACAUCUGUAGACUCAAUCCUGGACAAACUGCUUGGACCAGUACUGACCGAAGAGGAGUAUGAAACAGUGAGGGCUGAGACCACCAACCAAAAUCAGAUGAGAAAGCUGUUCGAUUUCAGCCGCUCCUGGGACUGGGCCUGCAAAGAUCGAUUCUAUGAAGCCCUGAAGGAGAUUCAUCCCCAUUUAAUUAGGGAACUCUGGCAAGUGGGUGGUAGUGCAGGAAAGUGAAUAGUUAUUGUAAGCUGAGCAAAAA
Suncus etruscus (white-toothed pygmy shrew) is the source of this 4072-nucleotide messenger RNA. It is a transcript of the gene NLRP1, whose product is annotated as NLR family pyrin domain containing 1. Gene Ontology annotation, biological process: innate immune response; regulation of apoptotic process; inflammatory response. Gene Ontology annotation, cellular component: canonical inflammasome complex. Lineage: Eukaryota; Metazoa; Chordata; Mammalia; Eulipotyphla; Soricidae. The coding region runs from base 1 to 4047 and encodes 1348 amino acids. The transcript is spliced from 15 exons. The record is from RefSeq and is a predicted model, not a curated record.